Molecule: messenger RNA, 1497 nt
Organism: Aspergillus niger
Lineage: Eukaryota; Fungi; Ascomycota; Eurotiomycetes; Eurotiales; Aspergillaceae
Exons: 6
Coding region: 1-1497 (498 amino acids)
Biological process (GO): transmembrane transport
Cellular component (GO): membrane
Molecular function (GO): transmembrane transporter activity
Source: RefSeq, a predicted model, not a curated record
AUGAGUGGUUUCAAUGCUAUCUCUCCUCGGAGGCCAGAUCUGCGAAGUCACCAUAUCCUACUCGACGCCGAUGAGUUCGUGACCAAGUAUGAUAUAGACGACUUGCGGGACGAGAUCCGGACGGGCGCCCUCCUCGUCGAUGAUCCCGAUCAUAUCGGAUGCUUUGAAUGCUUGGCCGAUGAGGAGACCAGGGCACUCGCAUUGGAAAGGCAACCGAUUCCUGUAUUCUCGAGGACUUUAUUCAACUGGCCUUGGCGAUUUCCAUGUCUGCUGCUUGACAUGGAUCCUUCAGACGCAGAACCUGGAACAGAAAUAGCAAAACACAUAGUAAAAAUGAUGGAAGGAUGGAGCGUAUGGAUUGCCAAGAUUGUCGGGCUCUGGUGCGCGAUACCACUGCUCAGGCUACUUGGACGCCGCGGUGCAGGAUCUCAAUCCGGCGCAAUAUUGCUCUUUAGUCAGCUCAUCUUUCAAAACAUUGAUCUUUCGAGCCAUGCGUACUGGCUCAUCGCACUUUGCCUGGUAGGGCUGUGGAUGUGUUUCCGGGUCUCUCCAGAGUCCCCGUAUUGGCAUGCACGCAACGGAGAAAUGCGGCAAGCUUAUAAAGCUCUGAUUAGGUGUCGCCGCACUGCUAUGCAAGCCAGCCGUGACCUUUACAGAAUCUAUUUGAUCGGGACACAAAAGGCUGGACGAACAACAGUAAGGCUUGUGCUACAGGCGCUGGCAAUCACGACCGUCUUCUUACUUUCGACGAUCGUCCCUAAAGUAUUAGCAACGCUGCUUAUCUUCUCCUUUCUCGAAGGCGUGCAGGAGUAUGGUAUCCAGUUUGUUACGACACUUUUCGUCCCAUUAAUCAUUACCGGCGCUCUGAUAAUGUUUCUUGUUCCACUGUCAAUCAACCUCAUUGAGCGGAUUGGUCGGCGGGGACUGAUAUUGGCAAGCAUGUCCGUCGUAUCCUGCAUCAUCUUCGCCAUGAUGUUAUCAUACCCUUCAAUCGCGAUCUCCUUUUUGCUUGUCGUACCGUCUUUCUUUCACAAAAUAGUGUGGGAAAUAUAUGCAGCAGAAGUAUCCUGUUCAGUCGGCCGCGAGGAAGCAAUGGCAGCCACCUUGACUGUUUCGUUACUUCAAGACACUGGCCUAGCCUAUUGGAUGGUCAACAUUGUGAAAAAUAGGCCUGCUUCACUCUCUCCAAAUUAUUUUCUUGGAGCUCCGAUAUCAUUCUUUUUUUUCUUGCAUUGUGUGUGCAUGGUCCUCCUCUUCCUGCUCCUGAUAGAGACCAGAGGACGCACUUUAGAAGAGAUCCUGGCUCUCUUGCAGGCCUCGCUUGUCAAUCGUGUCGCCUACCGUAUCCGGGUCUACACCCCGUACAUCUUCAAAAGAAUAUUUCUGAGGCAGCGCGUGAAGCUCGAAACUUUUGAGGAGUCUGAAUACGGUACUCGAGCAAUUCGCCUAGGAUCCAUCGAUACGGCGCCCACCUUUCGCAGCUACAGCUUUGUUUGA